AUGAACGAAGAAGCUUCACAUGAACAAGAGAUUUGUAAAGCACUCAAGGAUUUGAGGCUUUCAAUCUUCAACACUUUAAUUCAUGAUGAAAUGUGGAAUAAAGUGGCCAGCGAUAUCCUAAAAACACCGUCGUUUAAAUCCAAUUUAGACAAAAGAAUUAACACAGAUAUAAUGUCGAUGAUCAAGUUGUUGCCCAGUUAUGAAAAACUAUUGAAUAGUUUAAAAGAAAAGCUACAGCAUACUGUAAACUCAUGUCAAACUGAUGAUUAUGAAAAUUUGCUACGAACACUAUUACAUCAUUCUAUGCAGAAUAUACAAUCCCUAGAUGAAUAUCCUGAGCUUUCAAUGCUGCUAAACUCAUCAUCUGCAUUGUCAGUGAAUGAAAUCUCUGAAUUAUGUAAUCGACUCACCGUUGAAUCAAUAAAUCCAAUCCAAGGUAAUCUAGAGGAUAUUAAUUGUAACAAGGAUGAUGGGGAUGGGGAUAAAAGUUUAUCAAAAUGGAAACAUUUUCCUACGUGUUCUUCACGUCCUAAUUCAUCACCGUCAUCUGAAGCGACAGGCGGUAGCUCAUUAACUCUAUGCGCAAAGUCUCCAUCUACGUCAUCUUCGUCACCAUCAUCGCCGCCUUCACCUCGACACGGAUAUGCUUCAUUGAAAGGUAUAAAACAAAAUAGCGAUGAGGAAGUUAAGCGUAGCAUUAAACAAUCAUUUAAACAAAAAGCUUUAAAUGAACAAUAUUUAAGAAAUUCUGUUGAAGAUGACGAUUUUCAACGUCGUAAUAGUCUGUCAAAUAUGCAAAAUUCAAUUUAUUCAUUUAGUGAUGCUGAUUCGUCAUUUUCUGGUUAUUUUAAUAAUAUUGGAUUCACUGUAAUGAAUCAAGAUCAAUUGAUUAGUUUAGCGAGUGCAUUAGACAGUCGUUCAAGUCGUUUGGACUGUCGUCAAAAAGCUUUAAAGCAGUUAGUUCAUUUACCGAUAAUUGAUAUACAAGCGUGUGAAGUAUGGACAUAUUUAAAUGAGCACGCAUCUACUAUUACUGCUACAACUACUAAUGAUACUUCAUCAUUGACACUGAAAACAGAUAGAAUAAAUGACAACUCUUCAAGUUUGAUAGAUAAACCUAUUUCUCACAAGUUAUCUAAUUCAUCACAAUUUAAAAAAUCCGGUCCUCUUCAACGAUUCAUAACACCGGAUGAGAAUUUGUUAACUAUGCGUGAUAGCAUUGGUGAUUAUUAUGACAAUUCUACUACUACUACUACUACUACUAAUAACGUAAAUAGUAGUAGUGGUGGUAAUAGUAUAAAAAUGAUUACGGCGGGUGGUUUAAGACGUGGCCUGGCUGAUGCAUUGAACGAUGAAGAUGACACAUUAUGGAGUCUUUCAUUACGGUACAUUAGUAAAGGACUUUCUACUACUCCGCCAAAUAUUCGUGAAACCUACAGCCUUUUAAUUGAAUAUCUUCAAGUACAAUUCGUUAGAAAUGGACAUCAAUAUCCAUCUCUUAUUGAUGGUAUUGAUUUUGAUGAGAGUCAUAACCAGCGUAUUUUAAGGGCAUGCUAUUUAAUGAACAAAUUUCAUCAGACAAUCCCAUCUUAUUGGAUUCGUUAUUCAGAGCAAUUUGUCAAUGAAAUUAUUGAAAAGUGUUUAGCAAUUCUAUCUAUUGGUUGUGAGCAGUAUAAUUAUACUGAUCAGAAUAGUGAACAACUUAGCAUAAUGCCAAUUCAUUUAUUCAGUCUUGUCGAUUGUGAUGCUAAAUGGUGCAUCCAAUCUACUCAUGGUGCCUAUUGUUGUAAUGCUUUAAUUAGUCAGCUGAAAAGGAACUCUGCACUUUUUGAAUUCAGUGUACGCGUAUGCUUCAUGUACAUGAAUAAACCCGCUAGUACAAGUGACUCUUCAUUAACAAGAAAGAAUUUACUGACCAGCAGACAUACAAAUAAUCCUAAUAGUAA
Messenger RNA from Trichobilharzia regenti, 1946 nucleotides. The record is from the annotation of a GenBank genome assembly. Lineage: Eukaryota; Metazoa; Platyhelminthes; Trematoda; Strigeidida; Schistosomatidae.